Messenger RNA from Phalacrocorax carbo (great cormorant), 2495 nucleotides. NCBI's taxonomy places the organism in Eukaryota, Metazoa, Chordata, Aves, Suliformes, Phalacrocoracidae. The record is from RefSeq and is a predicted model, not a curated record.
CGCACCGAGGAGAGGGGGCAGAGCCCCGCGGGGGGUGGUGGUGGGGGCGGGCCUAUGCCUCCCCCAGGCCUGUGGUGGCAUUGACACAGCUGCCCCGUUACCAUGCCAGCGCUGCUCUGAGGGGUGCCCAGGCCAGGGGAAACAGACCCAGCCAUCUGCCCGUAACCUGUCCCUCUGUCUCCAGUGGCCAUGCCAGCACCGCGAGUCCCCACUGAAGGCCGUCGAGGGCUUCCCCAGCUGUCGACAGCCCUGGGGAGCAAAUGACUGCAGCAAUAAUUGAUGGCCAAGGUCGCCCUCGGCCUGUUGGGGCCAGCUCGUCUUUCCCUGCCCAGAGGUUUAAUUACCUCCGCUAACGACAGCCGGGGCCGGAGACUCCCCUUGCCGCGACGGCACAAUGGUGGAUCCAGUUCCCCAUCAAUCAUUCAUGCCCAGCCGCUGGAAGGGGUUUCUCAGGGGCUGCUUGGCUGGGAAGGAGCGGACAGAUUUUCCAACCUUCCCGGCGUUAAAUAGGUGCCGCUGGGGCUGGCUGGUGGCGUCUGGGCCAUCUGCUGUCCCCACAGGUGUCCCCAUGGGUGUCUUGAGCUGCGUGAAGUACCUGAUGUUCGUCUUCAACGUGCUGGUGUUUGCCGGGGGGACGUGUCUGGUGGGUGUGGGGGUCUGGGUGGCCGUGGACCCAGCUGGUUUCCAGGACAUCGUGGCUGCCAAGGCUGUGUUGAGCGCGGGCGCGUACCUGCUGCUGGCCGUGGGCAUCGCCCUCGCGCUGCUGGGCUUCCUGGGGUGCUGCGGGGCCCUGCGCCGGAGCCGGCCGCUGCUGCUGGUGUUCUUCAUCCUUGUGAGCCUCAUCUUUGUCACGCAGCUGGUUGGGGCUGUUCUUUUCCUGGUGCACUGGAAGCAGAUCCGGCCUGAGCUCUUCCUGACUGAGCUGCGGAGGAACUACCGUGGGGAUGAAGGUGCCGAGGUCUUCUCCACCGCCUGGAACACCCUCAUGGUCACGUUCUCGUGUUGCGGCGUUUUAGGACCCGAAGACUUUGGGAAUGGGUCCCGCUUCCAGGAGCUGCACCCGGGGACACCCUGGCCACGGGCGUGCUGCACCCGGGACGGGGUCCUGCAGGCGGGUGAGCUGCUGGGCUGGGAGCAGUGCCGCGAGAGGAACCCUGGCUACAUCCACGAGCAGGGCUGCUUCUCCACCUUUGGCAGGACCUUGCACAAGUACAUCUCCCUCCCGGGGACCUGCAGCUCGGCCGUGCUGGGCAUCGAGAUCUUCGCCAUGUUCUUCGCCUUUUGCCUUUAUUACAACUUCGACUGAACUGGAUGAAGCGCAGGAGAGACAAGCCAAGGGCUUUGUGAACAGCAGCAGGCAAGGACACUCCAUUUCCUGGCAUAUCAGAGCACAUCUCUUGGUUCAGCUCUCUGAUUACUUCCCCAGGUCCUGCCUCUGCUCCAGCAGGCGCAUAAGGAUGGGCCUGGCUUGCUGUUCUUGGAGCAGGGACGGGACACAGGUUAAAUUCCUCACAGGCAACCACGCAGAGCAGGAGUUCGAGCAACAAACUCGCUCCCGCUGCGACCUGCCGCGGGUGUGCACAGAAUCAGACAGCUCUGGCAACAGGGAGUCCUGCCCCCAGCACCCUCUGACCCGCUGCACCACCAAAACCUCUCCUCCUCAGCCGUGCCAGCUUCUCGCCCUGCACGUCCCCUCCCCGGCACCCUGCUCCUCCUGCGCCCGUCCCGCUCCCAGAUCCCCGGCUCCUCUGGGCUGAUCUUCACCCCCCUCAGCUGGUGUUUUACACUGGCCACAUCCCAGAGACCCAGCAGAGUCGAGACACAGCCCAGGUCACGUUCCAUGGUCUGGGGUGCAACUGGAGCCCAACCAGCUGCUCCAGAGAGCGGAACUGUGGAGCCCUGGGAGUCUCCAGCUUUAAUGACUGACUUAUAGAACUACAGAAUCAUUAAAGGUGGAAAAGACCUCUAGGAUCAUCAAGUCCCACCACCAACCCAACACCCCCAGGCCUCCUAAACCAUGUCCCCAAGGGCCACAUCUGCACGGUGUUUGAACCCCCCCAGGGACGGUGACUCCCCCCCCCUCUCUGGGCAGCCUGUGCCAGGGCCCGACCACUCUGGCACUAAAGACAUUUUCCCAAUAUCCAACCUAAACCUCCCCUGACGCAGCCUGAGGCCGUUCCCUCUCGCCCUGUCACUGGUGACUUGGGAGCAGAGACCAGCCCCCCCCUCACUCCAGCCCCUCUCAGGCAGCUGCAGAGAGCGAGAAGGGCUCCCCUCAGCCCCCUCUUCUCCAGGCUAAACCCCCCCAGCCCCCUCAGCCGCCCCCCAGCACACUUGUGCUCCAGACCCUGCCCCAGCCCCGCUGCCCUUUAUCCUUUAGAAGCCUUGAUGCUACAAGGAAAGUAAGUCUUUACUAGAGGAGGAUUUCCACAAACUAGUCCCGACAUGUCUGUUGCUCAGCUUCCGCUCUCAGUCUGGUCUGAGGCAGGGACAGU